Messenger RNA from Mya arenaria, 939 nucleotides. Its product is annotated as guanylate-binding protein 1-like. Gene Ontology annotation, molecular function: GTP binding; GTPase activity. The coding region runs from base 1 to 939 and encodes 312 amino acids. NCBI's taxonomy places the organism in Eukaryota, Metazoa, Mollusca, Bivalvia, Myida, Myidae. The transcript is spliced from 5 exons. The record is from RefSeq and is a predicted model, not a curated record.
AUGAAGUUACAAGAAAUAGAGCAGGCUAAGGCCGAGUUAUCAGAAGACAACACAUACUAUAAACAACUUGAAGCAGAGUACAAACUCUCAUUGUUCGAGAGACCAUUACCACUUAUCGUCAAAACCGAUGCUGGUGAAGGACACACACUGUCUUACAACCAUGAUACCCUUGAGGAACUUAGCCAAAUUGAGGAGCCGUUAUGUGUCAUAGCUGUAGCUGGAUGUCUGAGGACUGGAAAAUCGUACCUUCUUAGUCGCCUUGUACAGAAGUGUGGCCUUUCAGGAGAGUGUUUCACAGUUGGGCACUCAGUAGACACACAGACGCAAGGAAUAUGGAUCAUGUGCAGACCGCACCCGACCCAGAAAGGGAAUGUCAUUGUUUUUCUCGAUACGGAGGGAAUCGAUGCUCCAGAAAAGGUUGAAAUUCAAGAUGACACUUGGAUAUUCAUUAUUGCAACGCUGCUGUGCAAUGUCCUCGUCUACAAUACUAAAGGUGUCUUUGAUGCAUCACAAAUCAGCAAGUUUCGAUUUCUGAAACUGAUUCAAUCUAACGUGACGGUUGUUAGAAGUGGAAGUGAAGACGACAGUUUUCUCGAUUUCUUCUUUCCAAAUUUUGAUCUCGUUUUACGCGAUUUAAGAUUUAAUUCUGAUACAUCUGCUGAUGAACUCCUUGAAAAACGAUUGGUUUACGAGACUGGUAAAUCGGACAGUGUAAAGGUCUACAACGAGCCAAGGCGGCUUAUCAAAAGAUAUUUCAAGAAAAGGAAAUGCAUUGCAAUCCCUAUACCAUGUACGAGGCCCGAACAACUGGAGUCAAUGCCGGAUUCUAAGAUUGAGCCAGACUUUUUGCAACGGUUAAACGACUUGCACCAAUACCUAUGUCACAGUAGCCCUAAGAAAUUAAAAUCAGGAAAGCCGGUAAACGGAAGAAGUAUGUAA